GUAAUGAAACAGGUAUUGCGACAAGUUUGGAAUUUUUGGUUAGAGUGCUGCAACAACAAAAAGCAACACGGUCUGCUCUCGAUAAACCGGGGAUGGCGAGAACAUUAAAAGUAUAUAUACCAAUCGACACAGCAACAGUUCCGAAAGGACAUUCCCAUGUUAAUAAUCAUACCUUCAACGAUACCAUGACCGAGUAUACUUCUUCAACACCAACCUCUCCUCGCGCCAAACAUGCUACACGAGCUUACCGUGAUUACACUUCGUCAUUUGACGAGGCCGAGGAAAGUGACACCUAUGAAAAAAGGUUUUUGGAAAACACUUCAAGUAGAUGGAGGGCCAACAGUGUGAAUUCUGCGUUCGGUUUGACCUUCGUACAAGGCAGGAGGUUCGAAAUAAAAGAGGAAGACAGUAGUAACGGCGUGCCGAACUCGCGGAUAAGACGUGGUCGAAAUUGGGAAACCGACGACGAAUUGUUUAAACCAACUUUUUCAUCGUCACAGGUUCAUCAAAACUCCAACAAUAACAGUCCUGUGGAUGAAGCAUUAACCACCAGGUCAUUGCUAUAUCUGCUUAACAAGGAACGCACGAAGAGGCGUGAAUUACAGAAAGUACAUGACGAAUCACUCCAGGAAUUCCGAAAAAGAUAUAAUGAAGACAUUCAAGCUCACGAAUCUGAUAUUCAGACGUUGAAAAAUGCGUUGGUUAGAGAGUCCAAGUUGAAUGUUCAAUUAAAUAACCUUCUUCGCGAAGCUCAAUCCAAAUUUACCGAGGAGAUGAAGGUGUGGACAACUAAGGUGGCUGAGAUGGAAUCCCAAGGAAAAGAAUUGCAAAAGACAUUUCUUGAAACAAUGGAUCAGUUAGAAAGGGAAGAGGAGGAAAUACUGAGAUUAAGGAAAGAAAAUCAAGCAUUGAGAGAACAAUCGGGUAAUUGUACCAUGGACUCUUCGAGUUUGAGCAGAAGGAAUCUCGAAGAUGUUCACAAAGUUGGUUCUAUGGAAGAUCGAGAUGAUAUUUCUGUUUCAACGGAGACCAAACACACGAUGGAGUGUAAUGAAAUAUCUGACACCGAAUCCGUUGUGAUUGAUUCCAGGAUUUCGGAAUUAAAAGAACGCAUUGCCGAAUUAGAGAACGAACUCAUUUCUACCAAAGAACAAAACCAAAAGUAUAAAUCUGCAUUACAAGAGUCUGAAAUUGAAAAGCAAACAGCUGUCAAGCAACUCGAGGAGAAACACGAAAAGCAAGUACGACUGCUUCGUGCCAACAUCACCCAACAACAAAAGACCAUAGGUGACCUGAAUCAAGAUCUACGUAAGGCGAGAUACAACGAACAUCAGAAACAACAGAAGCAACCGCACCAACUAAUGCCGAGGCCUUCGUUGCUGUUGCAGCAAAAACCACUGGACGAUGAUGACGAAGAUCGCCAUCAUCGCACGCUACAAAAACGUCGGGCUAUUCUGGCCGAAUUGACAGAGAAUCCUUCGAUAAAAGAACGAAAAAAUAGCGUGACCAGUACCAAUAGUGGUAGUGUUGAGAGCAACAGCAUAAAAAGUGUAAGCAUUGGAGGGAAGGACGGAAGAAAAAAUAAUGUGGUAGAGGAUGGCGAAGAACAUUCCGAAGUUUGCUCAGAGGAAGAAGAUGAUCAAUCGUCAUCUUUUUGUACUGGGAGCGAAAAUUGGGUGCAAAGUCGUCUUGGAAGUGAAGAAGCGGCAAGCACCGUCGAACCUCGCCACAAAAGUUUUGAGAGAUUAGUCCCUUCAUUAUCAGUGAGACAUCCGCAUCAACAUCACAUCUCCGAUAAUGAAGGAAAUGAAUUAGAGAACGAAGAGUACAUGUUAGACGCCAUCCUUUCGGAUCGAGAGGAUCGCUCUUUACCCUUGAUUGGUCACUAUUCAGCUGCCGAAUUUACGGAAGACGAAGACUACUUUGAUUAUACCGACAGGGUAAUUUCCGGUGGUGAUUCGAUUAGUAGAAGGCACAGUCUGACAGAAAAGUAA
Acaulospora morrowiae is the source of this 1994-nucleotide messenger RNA. Lineage: Eukaryota; Fungi; Glomeromycota; Glomeromycetes; Diversisporales; Acaulosporaceae. The record is from the annotation of a GenBank genome assembly.